UGUGAUUGUCGGUGUCUCCAAACACCGCGACGCAGAGAAGAAGCAGCUGUGAUGACAUGAAUCCUCCCGGUGAGGAAGAGUAAGACUCCCUGCUUCAUUCCUCUGUGAGCGACUGAAAACAUCAACAUGGCGUCUGAAGGCUUCGCCCACGAGCAGGACAGAGACACAGAGAAGGACCGGCUGCUCUCCUCCAUGACCAGCUAUGGGUCCCAGGACCUCCUCGAGGCUGGGAGCCCACGCCCCUCGGGUCUGGAGGACUCUGUGCUCCCCCCCCAGCAGCAGGAGGAGGAGGAGGAGGAGGAGGAGGAGGAGGCUCUGAGGAGGAAACUCAAGUACUUCUUCAUGAGCCCCUGUGACAAGUAUCACGCUAAAGGACGCAAGCCGUUCAAACUGGGCCUUCAGCUGCUGAAGAUCAUCAUCGUCACUGUGCAGUUGGUUCUGUUCGGACUCAGCAACCAGAUGGUCGUGACAUUCAAAGAGGAAAACACGGCUGCGUUCAAACACCUCUUCCUGAAGGGGUACGAGAAGAACGCUCCUCAGGAGGUGCACACGCAGAAGGAGCUGUUAGGCCACAUCCACUUUGCCAUCAAGCAGUACCUGGCUCUACCGGACAUCUCACUGGGACGGUACGCCUACGUGUUGGGCGUCGGCGUGGACGGGAGCGCCCUGUCCCUCUGCCAGAGGUUCUUCAGGAAGGGAACCAUCGACCCCGUCAACGACACGUUUGACAUCGACCCCCGCGUGGACAUCGAUUGCCUUGGCGUGGAUCCCGGGAAUUACAGCAUUGGAAACAGUGACUACAAGAAUUUCACUCUCAAGUUUCACAAGCUGAUCAAUGUGACAGUUGACUUCCAGCUGAAGGCCAUCAACAUCCAGACCAUCAUAAACAAUGAGAUCCCCGACUGCUACACCUUUGCCAUCACGAUCCUCAUGGAUAACAAAGCGCACAGCGGCAAAGUGAAGAUCAGUCUCCUGAACCAGGCGUCCAUCACCGAGUGUAAAGACCCCAAUGUGUCCGGGCACGCGGAGAGCUAUGCCCGGGUGUUGUUGGACGUGCUGGUGGCGGUGGUUUGUCUCUUGUCCCUGCUGCUGUGUGGACGCUCCAUCCUCAGAGGCAUCGUCCUGCAAUAUGAGUACGUGCACUUUUUCCAUCUCACACUCUGCCGCAGUGUGAGCUGGGGAGACCGGAUGGAGUUCAUCAACGGCUGGUACAUUCUGCUCAUCAUCAGCGACGUGUUCACCAUCGUCGGGAGCUUCAUCAAGAUCGGGAUCGAGUCCAAGAAUUUGUCCUCGUAUGAUUUGUGCGGUAUCCUGCUGGGAACCUCCACCCUGCUGGUGUGGGUGGGAGUCAUCCGCUACCUCAGCUUCUUUCAGAAAUACAAUAUCUUGAUCGUGACUCUUCGAGCUGCUUUUCCAAACGUUAUCCGCUUCUGCUGCUGUGCCGCUGCCAUUUACCUGGGGUACUGCUUCUGUGGCUGGAUCGUGCUCGGGCCUUAUCACACCAAGUUCCGCUCCCUGUCCACGGUGUCCGAGUGUCUCUUCUCUCUCAUCAACGGGGACGACAUGUUUGUGACGUUCGCUGAGAUGGAGCGAAGCGGCACCCUGGUGUGGAUCUUCAGCCAGGUCUACCUCUACACCUUCAUCUCCCUCUUCAUCUACAUGGUGCUGUCCCUCUUCAUCGCACUCAUCACCGGAGCCUACGACACCAUCAUGGCCCAGACUCAGGAGCAGGUGCGGGUCACUGACCUUCACGUCUUCAUCGCUGAGUGCACGGACACGCCCUGCUCCGGCAAGUUCCGAGGACCUGAGGGCUCGUCCUGCUCCUUCCUCUGCUGCUGCGAGUGGUGAAGAGGAGGUGGGAAAGCCCAGCAGGGACGAUGGAUGUCUUGACAGUGGACAGACUGACCUUGGAACAUAAUGUCCUCUGCGCCCCGGGUUUGAAUUUUGCAUUUAAAUUAAUUCUGGACCAGUAGAAGGCACUUAUCAGUCACAAGGCCAAUUACCUGCUUUUGUACUGUCUGAAUAAUUUAUUGCCUCUUUCUGAAAUCUCAGUUUGUUGAAGCUUUGAAGACGAGACACUUGACGCCAGUAAACACGACUGGACACGGCCCACAGAGUUAAAAGCAAAUGCUCUCUUAAUUGAUGUAUGUUUUUAUAAUUUUACUGUCCACUCGGCCACUUAGGAGACAUUCUUUUGUGACCCGUGAUUAUGCAAAUACAUGUAAGCAUCUGGAGCUUCACGGCAGAAGUAGAAUAAACACAAGGGAGGCAGGCGAGCAGGAGAACGAGCGGCCAUUAACUGCCCUGUGUGUGUGUGCAUCAGCUCCUGCAACACUUUUCAUGAAUUUGGUUCUUUCCUCUCCUCUUCCUCAUUUCAUUCAAGUCCCGACUGUAACUGUGUUGAGAUGAAGGCUGCACGAGGAGGGACGAGCCCUGCAGCCGACCAGGCGCUCAUCAAUAUGGAUGAGCUGCUUCUGCUUUAAAGAGCCAGGUGCUCGCUAAUGCACUGCAAGGCCGGGCAUUUCCGCUGUUUGUUUUUUAAAGUGUUGAACACGAGGCAGCAAAAAAAUAUGUCAUGUAAGAAAAUGUUAGGAUUUGCACAUUGUGCCGGACUCGUCAGCCCUUUUAGCCAACGUCUUGUAUUUGUUAUAACAAGAUGAAUCCCUAAGAUGUGUCAGUAUCUCCAGGAAACAGGUGAUUAACUGAUUAACUUGAUUUCCCUUGUGUACUUUUUAUGAUUUUUUAUGUUUUCAUGCUGUUUUUAUCCCUGUAAAUUGCACAUUUCUAUGGUUCAACCAUUUUUAUUUAAAGGUACGGUGUCCGAGGUGUCAGACCAAGUCGUAGUCAUCACACUGACAUUAAACCCCCUCCAUAAACCACGUCCCUGUUACUACAGGAGCUUCCUGAAGUGCUGAUGUCCCUCCUGCUGUUGAAGGUCAAAUGAAGGACGCUCAAUGGAAAAGGGACGUUCACUGGACAAACUCUGAUCAGGAGAAAACAGAACAAAUGUACUCGUCUGUUUUUUGUAUUAUUGUGUCGUGUUUACUUAAUAUAUCGGCUCUUGUUUACAGUCACUACAGGUUUGUUCAUUCACAGUUGAUGUUCCACUUCAUGAAGAGCGAUGUUCAGCUUCUCUUGAUGUAAAUGUGACACUUGGGAGUCGUACAGCUCAGCGGAGCACAGCACCGUGGAUCUAAUGCAUCUGUUAAUGUUCUCCUGACACUCUUCAGAAGGUAAAUCUGAUUUAGGAGAAACCGUUUUACUGCUCACUAUGUUUGUUUACACGUAUUCCUUAUGCUGUCUUAAUUAUUACUUGUUAAAAGGGAGUUUAUCUGUUAAUGCACCGGAAGAAGUUUACACAGGUUUUUAUCGUCUUUUGUAUUGAAUGUUUUCUGACAGAACUCUUUCUUCUUCUAUUAUCAUAUCAAACUGUGUCAAGUAUAUAAACCAAUUAUCUAAUGAAAUGAUAUUUAAUCAUGCUACCAUAAGUGAGUUCAACAUUUAUAAUUUUCAAACAUAAGAUUCCCUCAAAUGUUUUGGUUAAAUUGGAAUAUUUGGAAAUUUUAAAAUUUAAUAUUGAUGUUUUUGCCGCCUGGUUAAACCAGGUUGAGAAAUUGGAUUAUUACUCAUUGUUAUAAUUGUUAUGCACUAACUUGCCUAAUAAAAUCAACGUAAUAUAUUAAAAUGAAUAUAUAAAAAUGUAAAUGUGAUGCCAAUGGAGAGAACAAAAUAAAAAACAAAAUUCAAAACUGUUACGAUGGGAAAUGAGAUCAAUGAAACUGCAUUUCAAAAUAAAGAGUUGACUUUUAAUGAUUUCAAGAGUUGUUUUACAACUGUUUUUGUUCACUUAUAUGUUCUAUACAUGAUUUACUUAUAAUAAUAAA
Platichthys flesus (European flounder) is the source of this 3884-nucleotide messenger RNA. Its product is annotated as mucolipin-1-like. Lineage: Eukaryota; Metazoa; Chordata; Actinopteri; Pleuronectiformes; Pleuronectidae. Gene Ontology annotation, molecular function: NAADP-sensitive calcium-release channel activity. The coding region runs from base 127 to 1848 and encodes 573 amino acids. Gene Ontology annotation, cellular component: plasma membrane; lysosomal membrane. The record is from RefSeq and is a predicted model, not a curated record. The transcript is spliced from 14 exons.